UUAGCAAUAAUUAAGUAUUUCGUAAGAUAAGCAAAAAUAAACAUCUAACAAAAUCGUCAUACAAAAACCUUAUGCCAUUUCUCACAAGAUGCACAUAUUGCGUGACAACUUUAAAGAUUAAUAGAAAGAUAACAGAAAGAUCUCAGCGUACUUUGUACCUUUUCUUUAUCAUAUCUCAUAUGAUUUUUUAAUUUAUCUAAUGUUUACACUGUUGUACCGAUUUUUACGCUGCACCGCUAAUUUUAUGUUUAAAACUGCAUUGUAAAAAAAACAUAAGAAAGAGAAAAAUCUAAAUAAAACGGUUUUAGUAAAAUCAUCUAAUAUUACCAAUAAUACGCUAAUUAUACUCACUAUUGUUUCACCUAUGCAAUUUACAAAAGAAUAUCGUGCAAAUUUUAAUCUCACUUUUUAAGAAUUUAUUCGUCAUUAGCAGAUCUUGUUUUCUCUCCUUCUAUUUAAAAAGUGCAUUGCUCGAUCGUGUUCGAUAAGUACUCAAAUUCUCAAAGUUUAUUAAAUUGUCGUUUUUCCGAUGUGCUGAUUGGUUGUCAUUCGGUGCUUGCUUCGCGAACGACUAUCAUGGCGGAGAUCGCGUAUCUUGACUAUUGAAAGGACUUGGAUAUUGAGAGGUUAACAGUGUAAUAUUACUAAUAUUAAUUUGUAAUUUGUAUAAAAUUAUGUAAUAUCAAAAAUUUUGUAGCUCGCACUUGUUUUGUCUAGUAUAGAAAAAAACCAUGUUACAAGAAUUACAAGUUUUUUCAAUUUUCAAUUAAAAUCUAAACAAAUCAUGUUUUUAAUUAAGUGCAUGUUUAGUUUCCGAGAAAUAAAACGAUGUCAGUUUAAGAGAUCUAACAUAUAUAAUAUUUGUGAUUUUUCUCUUAUAUUUUCCACUUGUUCACCAAAAAAUUUGCUUGCUCUAAACUCUCUCUCUCUCUCUCUCUCUCUCUCUCUCUCUCUCUCUCUCUUUCUCUCUCUCUUCUUGUUUUACAAUAGCAUUUGUAAAAAUAUAUGGUACUACCUGUAUGUUUGAAAAGACCAAGUUCAGCAUUACCGUUUAACGAGCGUGAAGACUCGAAAAACCGUGACCGUAUCUUCCUGUCGAGUGACAAGAUUUGUUUCUUAUGACGGAACAGUUUCGUGCCACAUCUCCUUGAAGAAAGAAGGUUUGAACUGUGUUUGAAUUGUUUUAGUGUUGCGCAAUUUAGCAAUCUCUUUUAUUGUCGCAUAUUUUCUGUCAAAGUUGUGUCAAAGAUGACGUUCACGUCUCUAAUAAAUUUUGGUGGCUUUGGGAAAAAUCCUUGGGAUACAUCUAUCGAACGUUAUAACGAUGGAAGUUAUCAUCACGGAUACCGCGGCUCGAAGGGAAAAGGUGGAAGUAAUGCUGCACUGAGUGCGUUGACCUUGCUUGCUUUUCUGUUUCUCUUGAACGUCAUGCAGCAAUCCUUACAAGAAAACAACUCGACGCUUGUUCCUACGACGACCACGCUAUUGUUGCGAGAGACCGAAUUACCAAUCGUGUUGGACAAUGGAGAAGAAAAAAAGGCUGAAACCAAAAACAACUUUGCACAUACAGCAAGCCCAUAUGCCUCAAAAGCAACAGCAAAGGAUUAUACGUCACACAAAGACUAAUUAUCGUCAGAUGACAGCUUUACAUUUUUUGCAAAACUUUUGUUUAACGUCACAAAUUAUAUUUGAAAAUAUUUAUCCUCAGGUCCAUAGUAAAUUUUCCUUUUGUAAUUUUUAAUAUUAAAUUUAAAUAUUUUUUUUAUACAGAUAUGCAAUAAAUUUAUCAAACAAAAUUCAUUAUCCCUUUCUUUUUUUUUUAUAUAUUAUAAUAUUCAAUAGCAAGAGAGACGUAAUCAGUAACUUACAUUAAUCAAGGAUUCGAGAAGCUAAAUAAUAAAUAAAUGUAGUAAUAGUUAAAAUAAUAUAG
Molecule: messenger RNA, 1930 nt
Organism: Solenopsis invicta (red fire ant)
Lineage: Eukaryota; Metazoa; Arthropoda; Insecta; Hymenoptera; Formicidae
Exons: 4
Coding region: 1249-1626 (125 amino acids)
Source: RefSeq, a predicted model, not a curated record